This is a messenger RNA of Spizellomyces punctatus DAOM BR117, 3891 nucleotides long. RefSeq names its product rad50. Gene Ontology annotation, molecular function: double-stranded telomeric DNA binding; ATP hydrolysis activity; G-quadruplex DNA binding. Bases 1 to 3891 code for a protein of 1296 amino acids. Gene Ontology annotation, cellular component: condensed nuclear chromosome; nucleus; Mre11 complex. NCBI's taxonomy places the organism in Eukaryota, Fungi, Chytridiomycota, Chytridiomycetes, Spizellomycetales, Spizellomycetaceae. The record is from RefSeq and is a predicted model, not a curated record. The transcript is spliced from 25 exons. Gene Ontology annotation, biological process: chromosome organization involved in meiotic cell cycle; telomere maintenance via recombination; telomere maintenance via telomerase.
AUGUCUCAAAUCGACAAACUCCUUAUCAGGGGAAUACGGUCAUUUGACCCGAAAGGACCGAGUGUUAUCGAGUUUUAUACACCCUUGACGAUAAUUGUCGGGCAUAAUGGCGCAGGAAAAACGACCAUUAUUGAGUGCUUGAAAUAUGCCACAACUGGAGAUCAGCCGCCAAACAGUAAAUAUGGUGCCUUCAUAUACGAUCCCAAGCUCGCUCAUGAAACUGAAGUCUUGGCACAAGUCAAGCUACGCUUUAAAAACGUUAAUGGUCGAGAAAUGGUCUGCACCCGCUCCCUGUCGCUGACUCAGAAGAAGACAGGAGUUCAACAAAAGACAUUGGAAAGUUUACUGAAAACAAAUGAUCCAGACACUGGCGAGUCCCACAGUUUGAGUACGAGAUGCGCAGAGCUAGACGCCGAGAUUCCCUUGCAAUUGGGGGUAUCCAAAGCCAUCUUGGAUAAUGUUAUUUUCUGUCAUCAAGAGGAGUCUUUCUGGCCGCUGUCUGAAUCUUCCAUUCUGAAAAAAAAAUUCGACGAGAUCUUUGCAUCAACCAGGUAUACAAAAGCAUUGGACAGCAUUAAAACCCUGAGGAAGGAGCAGUCCAUUCAACUACGUCUUGCACAAAAUAACCUGGAGCAUUUGAAGUCUAAAAAGGCAAAAGUUGAAAAGGUUCGGGAAACGCUAGCCGUCACGCAGGAAAAGUACGCCAUAGCUCAGCAGAGGAUUGACGCCCUGGACGCGGGAGAGAUAGAGGAGGCGGUUGCCCGAAUGACAAGCCUAAUGGAACAAAACAAGAAAUUGCAAGAUCUUACUGUCCGUGUUAAGCAGUCUGUGCUCGAGAGGGAUAUGAUCGCAAAAAACAUCAGACAAAUGAGAGAAAGUUUACAAGAAUAUACUGAAUCUGACAUGAAAUUGAAGGAACUUCUUACCGAGUACGAGAUGUCCUUGAACACGAAGGAAACAGAGCACAGUGCUCUUGAAAGCAAGGUCUCAAAACUGUCUGCAGAACUGAACAGAGUGCAAUCAGAGCAUUCUCAAAUAUUGACAUCACUCGGCCAACUUCAAGCAGAGAAGAGUGCACAUGAGAGACGACUGCAAGAAAGAGAGAAAGUUAUUAUAGAAUUAAGCUCAGCGCACAACUACAGUGGAUUCGACAUGGGAGCUCUAUCUGAGGACCAUAUACACCGUUUCACGCAGAAUUUGCGCGGUCAAAUCGAGGAACGAAAUGCGGGCCUUGAAUCUCUAAAGAUGGAAUGUAAGGAAAGAGAGAAUGCGAUGAUGAGCGAUAUUCAGCGAUUGAAAGCUACGGUCGCAUCAGUUGAAGAAACAAAGAAAAUGACCCGUAGACAGAUGGACAAUCACCGUCAGAAGAUCAGCCAACAUAUGCAAACAAUGCAUGGCAUUAAGGUGACACAGGCAGACGUUGACCAACUCCACAGCAGGAUUGCAGAAGAGGAAUCAGCGUUGGAGCAGAGCCGCCGUGAUUGGGGUGCAUCUGACUUUGAGGCAAAACUCGGAAAACUCAAUCAAGAGUUACGAGAAUACGAUUUUCAGCUGCGCCGAGCAACUGAUGAAAUGGCACUACUCAAUAUGCAAGCUAACACACGCGCCAGUCUGUCUUUGAAGAAGCUGGAAUUGGAGCGUAAAGAGGAAGCGUAUACUCGCAGCGUGGCUGCUGUCCAGUCAGAAACUGAGCAGUUUCUCGGACACAUGCCCCCGCCAGAGGUGAUGGUGCGUGAGGUUGAAAGCCUAUACAGGAUGAAACAGAAGUCUGUUAAGCAGCUCCAAGAACAUUUAGAGAACAAGAGCAGGGAGCUUUCAUCCGUGGACACCAAACUUCACAUGGCACGUACCACUCUUACAGCAAAGACACAGCAGCUAAGCGACAAAGUGGCGCGUAUCAAAUCGGUUAUUGGGGGCGAGGACUACUCUGCUGCCGUUGCCAAUGCAGAACAAGACAUUGUCGAAAAACGAGACGAGCUAUCGUCCAUGAGAAGCGCUGGAUCGAUGUAUCAAAAAUUUAUUGCAAAGUUCCAAGCAAAUGGAUGCUGCCCACUUUGCGUGCGAGGAUUCGAAGGCUCGGAUGGAAGCGCUUUUCUUGCCAAGGUGCCCGAAGUUACGCAAGCCGCAGAGGGUGCUCUACAGGCAGCGGAAAUGAGAAGAAAUGCAUUGUCUGAAUUACGCACGGACUGGGACUACGCGGAGCGCCUUAGGAAUGUGGAAAUUCCGGAGAUACGUACAAGAAUGGAACAAGACGAAGAUGAACGCCAUAAGAUCGCAUCGGCAUCGGAAGAUAUAGCUUCCGAACUUGCAGUGGUUGAGGUUGAAAUGCAAAAUGCAGACAUCUUACUGCAAAAGAGCGAGGAGGUUCUGCGUCUGCACCUGGAAAUUCAACAGAUUCGUGAGGAUGUCAAAAGAAUCAAUACGGAACUAAGCAGUUCCGGCUCGACCAAAACAAUGGAGGAAGUACAGCAGUCGCAUGAGCAGUUACAGGAUAAAUGUCAAAGUGUUCGGCGGAGUAUUGAACGCAUUAAUGACGAAUCGCGUAUGAAGCAGAGAGAUAUACAAAGCAACGAAAACCGAGUGAGGGAUAUCAAAGAGCAAUUACAGGCCGCAAACUACCAGUUCCAGGAGCGCAAAAAAUUGCAAGCCUCCAUUGCGGACUUAAAAGCAGAGAUCGAAAUUCUACAGAGAGAUACCGAGGAUGCCGAAUCCAAGGCCCGCGACGUUGCCCCAGUAAUCAGGCAAAAGGAAACGGCGUUGUCCAGAUAUCGCGAGCAAAUGAACGCUAAGGAGGCUGAAUUCUCGAAAAGCAUCAGCAGCUUGCAGCAUUCAUUGAAUAGACUGAUGAGUAUCGAUAAUGAAAUUCGAAGGUUUACUGAACAACGCGGUGAGGGCAAGCUUCGACAAUGUGAAGUGGAUCUGCAAACUGUAGACGCUCGAACCAGAGAAAUUAAUGCUCAGAUUACCCGUCUCAAUGAGGAGAUGCAGACUAUCCGAGACCAGCGUGCCGACGUACACAACCUACGACGUCAAAUCGAUGAUAACUUGAAGUACCGGCACCUACAACGGGAGCACGCUGCGGCUGAGGAUAGGAUCGACUUGUUGAAGAAGGAGAUUUCUGGGUACGAUCAGACGUCAAUCGACUCGCAAUACACCACCCUGAAAAGGAAGCAUGAGCGCCUUGUGGAAGAGCGUGCUGGUCUCGUUGGUGAAUCAAAACAGAUGCAAGAGCAGCUCCGGCAGUUAAAAGGGGAAUUGAGCACCGAUUACAAAGACGUCGAAGAACAAUACCGGAAGCAAUUAGUGGAACUGAAAACAGAGGAAAUGGCUAAUCAUGACCUUGAAAAGUACGCCAAAGCGCUGGACAAUGCAAUAAUGAAGUACCACUCAAUGAAGAUGGAAGAAAUCAAUAAGAUCAUUCGGGAGUUAUGGGUGAAUACAUAUCAAGGAUCCGAUAUCGAUACCAUUGAGAUUCGUUCAGACAAUGAGAACGUGAAAGGAAAUCGACAGUACAAUUAUCGGGUUGUUAUGGUCAAGGGCGACACAGCUCUUGAUAUGCGUGGGCGUUGCAGUGCGGGGCAGAAGGUCCUAACGUCGCUUAUUAUUCGGUUGGCACUCGCCGAGACGUUUUGCUUAAAUUGCGGUAUUCUGGCACUGGAUGAACCAACGACGAAUCUAGACCGUGAUAACAUUGAGAGUUUGGCGGAGUCACUAGCAAACAUAAUCAAGCUGCGAAGGCAGCAAAGCAAUUUUCAACUGCUGAUUAUCACCCACGAUGAAGAGUUUAUGCAACUGUUGGGAAAGUCGGAGUAUGCCGACUAUUACUGGAGAAUAUCCAAGGACGACGAGGGUCACUCCGUCAUAACCAGACAGGCUAUCCAGGACUCUUGA